AGUCACGAAACGGAAAGGAUGUGUGUACGCGCGUAUGUGUGCGUACGUCUGGUGUGUUGGUGUGUAUGAAAGAAAAUUAGCAAGAUCAGCAAGUGCGAGAAAAAAUCUGAAGAAUUAGCUUUCGUUUGCUUGCCCGACGUAUUCUGUCCACCUGUCUGCAAGCCGCGAGUGGACGACAACCGUUCGCGACCAGCACAAUUGUUGCCGUUGCCGCAAAUUGCCGAAAUAGCGAGCCGUGUUCGUGUCGCUGAGUUGUUCUGUGCGUUCUAUCGGUGUGUGCGUAAUUGACAGCCUCGCGUUGCGGGAAUCGGUAGGAGAAUUUUUCUCUGGUGGUGAAAGAAAUCGAGCUCCGGUCGUGGUGCGAAUUAAGUGCGAGUUUGUUUGCGGUUGCAAAAAUUCUUCCCCGAUUGUUUGGUCCGGAAAGAAAAGCACAUCCUGCGAGCCGUGAAACAAAUUUGGUCCAACGAGCAUCGACCCAUCAUCACACAAAGUGUCACGGUGUUUUUCGUUGCGUGCGGUUUUUGUCGGCAGUCACAACAACAAUUCACAGUUGCUGAUUGGGUAGCUGCUGCCUGUGUGGGAAAAGCCAACGCUCAUCAGAAUGGCGUCGUAUCAGAUAGCGAAUCUGCUGGAGAAGAUGACGUCCAAUGACAAGGACUUUCGCUUCAUGGCCACCAACGAUCUGAUGACGGAGCUACAAAAGGACAGCAUCAAGCUGGACGAUGAAUCGGAGAAGAAAGUCGUCCGGAUGGUGCUGCGUUUGCUGGAGGACAAGAAUGGUGAAGUGCAGAACCUUGCCGUCAAAUGUCUUGGCCCGCUGGUAAACAAAGUGAAGGAAAAUCAGGUGGAAACGAUAGUGGACCUGCUGUGCGCCAACAUGGUGUCCAACAAUGAACAGCUGCGCGACAUUUCCAGCAUAGGGCUGAAGACGGUCAUAUCGGAGCUGCCACAAUCGUCCAACUCGCUCGUGCCGAACGUUUGUCAGCGCAUCACCGGUAAGCUGAGUGUAGCGAUCGAGAAGGAGGACGUUUCGGUACAGCUCGAGGCGCUGGACAUACUGUCCGAUCUGUUGUCGCGAUUCGGCGACUUGCUCGUACCGUUCCACGAGCUCAUUCUGAAGGCGCUAGUGCCGCAGCUCGGUUCGGCCCGGCAGGCGGUUCGCAAGCGCACGAUAGUGGCACUGUCACACCUGUUGACCACCUGCAACAACAACGCUUACAACAAGGUGAUCGAGCACUUGCUCGACGGAUUGGAGAAACCGCAAAAUCCUGGCACCAUCCGAACGUACAUCCAGUGUCUGGCGGCGAUCUGCCGGCAGGCCGGGCAUCGGCUGUGCAAUCACAUCGAGCGUGUGAUGUUCCUGCUGAACCAGUACAGCCUGCGGGAUGACGACGAGCUGCGCGAGUUCUGUCUGCAGGCCUGCGAAGCCUUUGUGCAGCGCUGCCCGGAAGCAAUCAUACCCCAUAUUCCAACGAUUGUAGAUCUUUGCCUCAAGUACAUCACCUACGAUCCGAACUACAAUUACGAGGCCGAUGAUGGUGACGGCGGUACCUCCAUGGAGAUGGAGGACGACGAGGAGAUCGAUAGCGAAGAGUACAGCGAUGACGACGAUAUGAGCUGGAAGGUGCGCCGUUCGGCUGCCAAGUGUUUGGAGUCGGUCAUCUCAACCAGACACGAGCUGCUGGAAGAGUUUUACAAAACACUUUCCCCGGCGCUUAUCGCACGCUUCAAAGAGCGCGAAGAAAACGUCAAGUCCGACAUAUUCCACGCGUAUAUUGCCCUGUUGAAAUCGACCCGCCCGAUGGGCGAUGAUAUCGGGCACGAUCCCGACUCGAUGGAGCAGAUUCCUGGCCCGAUCAGCAUGCUUACCGACCAGGUGCCAACGAUAGUGAAAGCGGUACAGCCGCUUAUGCGUGAAAAAUCCGUCAAAACCCGUCAGGAUUGCUUUCUGCUGUUGCGUGAGCUGCUAAACGCCCUGCCCGGCGCACUUUCGAACCAUAUCGAUCAACUAAUGAACGGCAUACACUACUCGCUGAACGAUAAAAACUCCACGUCCAACAUGAAGAUUGACGCGCUUGGCUUCGUGUACUGCAUGCUGGUCGGACACAAUCCCCAGGUGUUCCACGCGCACAUUCAGCUGCUCGUGCCGCUCGUCGUGAACGCAGUGUUUGACCCGUUCUACAAAAUUGCUACCGAGGCCCUGCUCGUCCUGCAGCAGCUGGUGAAGGUUAUCCGGCCGCUCGACAUGCAAACGUCGUUCGAUUUUACGCCGUACGUUAGUCAACUGUACACGAGCACGCUGCAGAAGCUGCGUUCGCCGGAGGUAGAUCAGGAGGUGAAGGAGCGGGCGAUUGCCUGCAUGGGCCAGAUCAUUGCCAACAUGGGCGAUGUGCUGCAACCGGAGCUGGUGACCUGUUUGCCACUGUUUAUGGAGCGUCUGCGCAACGAGGUGACGCGGCUGAGCUCGGUUAAAGCGCUCACCAUGAUUGCUGCCUCACCGCUGCGCGUUAACCUAAGCCCGAUUAUCGCCGAAGUCAUACCGGUGCUGGGAUCGUUCUUGCGUAAAAACCAGCGCGCGCUCAAGCUCAACUCGCUCACGCUGCUCGACACGCUCGUGACGCACUACAGUCAAUUCUUGGAUCCGAUGUUGUUACGCGGUGCCGUAGCCGAGGUGCCACCGUUGCUGAGCGAAUCGGAUCUGCAUGUUGCGCAGCUUUCGCUCGUGCUGCUAACCUCGGUCGCACGCCAACAGCCCGAAGCGCUGGUCGGCGUUCACGAGCAGAUUUUGCAGGAAGUAAUGACACUGGUGCGCUCACCCCUCCUGCAAGGCACGGCAUUGAACUGCACGCUCAAGCUGUUCCAGGCGCUGGUACAGGCCCAGCUGCCGGGACUGAGCUAUCGCCAUCUGCUGGCGAUGCUGAUGAACCCGGUGUACAAUCAGCAGCAGCACGGCGGCAGUCCGCUGCACAAGCAGGCGUACCAUUCGCUGGCCAAGUGUAUUGCCGCACUGACGCUGCAGGUCCCGAACGAGGCACUGACAGUGGCGGGCGAGUUUCUGCGCGAGAUUCAAAAUCGUCGCAACGAUUCGCAUCUCAUGUUUUACCUGCUGACCAUCGGCGAAAUUGGGCGUCAUUUCAAUCUGCACACAAUCGAUACUCUGGCGCAAACAAUCCUGAACUGUUUCUCGGCCUCGUCCGAGGACGUGAAGGGAGCGGCCAGUCACGCGCUCGGUGCGAUCGCAGUCGGUAAUCUCAAUCACUAUCUGCCCUUCAUACUGAACGAGAUCGAGGCGCAGCCGAAACGGCAGUAUCUUCUGCUCCACUCGCUGAAGGAAGUCAUCUCGUCGCUGUCGACCAGCAAGGCCGGUCUGGAGCAGCUGUUGCCGUCCGUGCCAUCGAUAUGGACGCAGCUGUUCAAGCACUGCGAAUGCUCGGAAGAAGGUUCGCGGAACGUGGUGGCCGAAUGUUUGGGCAAGCUUGUGCUGGUGAACCCGGAAGAGCUGCUGCCCCGGCUACAGAUGGCUCUGCGCAGCGAAAGCGCGCUCAUGCGCACCGCCGUCGUGUCGGCCAUCAAAUUUACCAUCUCCGACCAGCCCCAGCCAAUCGAUCCGCUGCUGCGGCAGUGCAUUGGGCAGUUUCUGUUUGCCCUGCAGGAUCCGGAACCGUCGGUGCGGCGCGUAGCGCUGGUCGCGUUCAAUUCGGCCGUUCACAACAAGCCAAGCUUGGUGCGCGAUCUGCUGCCCGAGCUGCUGCCCCAGCUCUACUCCGAGACGAAGGUGAAGAAGGAGCUGAUCCGCGAGGUGGAAAUGGGCCCGUUCAAGCAUACCGUCGACGAUGGGCUUGACAUCCGGAAAGCGGCCUUCGAGUGUAUGUACACACUGCUCGAGCAGGGCCUGGAUCGGGUAGAUAUUAUGCAGUUCCUGGAACACGUGCAGGCGGGAUUGCGCGACCACUACGACAUCAAGAUGCUCACGUAUCUGAUGACCGCCCGGCUGGCCGCCCUCUGCCCGAAUGCUGUGCUGCAAAAGCUCGAUCAGUUCGUAGAACCACUCCGAGCGACCUGUACGCUGAAAGUGAAGGCAAACUCGGUGAAGCAGGAGUACGAAAAGCAGGACGAAUUGAAGCGGUCUGCACUGCGUGCCGUUGCUGCGCUGCUACAAAUUCCCAAGGCUGAUAAAAACAUAUACUUGGCGGAGUUUCUAAUUCUGAUCCGCAGCUCGUCUGAGCUACAGCCCCUGCUCGAAUCGGUGCAGAAGGAUUCGUCCGGACAGACGAAUAACAACAUGGACGGGCGCGACUCGUCGAUGGACCAGAGCUAGGUGGAAAGGACUAAGAAACGCAAGGUGGAUGGUGAACAUAAGUAGUCGGAUCGAUUACCGUUUCUGGUCCCGUUUUGUUCGCUCCUUGGUUUCCUCGCCAUCCUUCCCCUUGCGGCAUCGACGUCAUACAAUGCCGCGCGAGUGAGUUGUGUAAAGACGAUCCCUGAGACCCACCCGCCCACCCCCGUCGAUCCUCUAUAAAUCUGCUAUGCAAAAUACGAUCUUAUCCACAAUAUACUAGGUGCGCUUUGCAUUAAUUUUGGUCGUUCGUUUUUAUUGCCUUUUUUUUCAAGGGACCGCAUUUUCGCAGUCAAAGUUGAUGAGUAAGAAUGCUGGGCUUUUGUCCCAUUGAAUUUGCAACCGACCUGUCCUGUCCUUCAUCGGUUCUCGCUAGCUCAGACGAGUGUCUGUUAUGUUAGUUGGGCAUUCUUCCGAAAGUUUCACAGAAGAUAUCGUUGUUUAAAAUCAUCUUUUGUGCUUGAAAUUUAUAUUACCUUUUUUAAUCUGUUGAAACCAAAUUUUUCCUCUACCCUCUUACCUUAAGUAUCGUCGUACUCCAUUGUUUGCGGUGGUUUCUCAACAUGAUACCAACAUUAAUGUAAACGCCCUGACAUACGACAAAGUAAAGCGAUUUAGAGGAUAAAGAUCAUAUAGUAAGCGAAAUCACGAAAGAGAAGCAGCUACCGACGGCUCAAACUACGCGUUGGUUCAAAAGUGAGGCUUAUGAGUUGAAGAGUCGGCAAGAGGACAGCCACCUUGUUAAGCAGCAUACACAACAUUUGCAUCCUUCACAGAUUUGUUGCUUCAUGUCGAUUUUCAUGAUUUUUGUUUGGUCAUUUGUUCUUAUGUAAAGAGGCAAAAAAAUAUACGUAAGUCUGUCGCUCCGCUUCGAUAACGAAACGAGACGGAAAGUCGGAACGGCGAACUGAGCAAACAACUAUUACAACACAGCGAAUGUCACCCAUAAGUGUCCCAUAUCCAUCCCGCCUUGUUCCGGUAGUGGUGUACGCUGGCGCACAGACCAGACACUAUAUAAUACUGAACAUUACGAAGGAUUCGAUACUGGAAACCGAAUACUUGCAAGGAAAAUGAAAAUAAGAACAACACGAUGAAAACACUAUGAAUAAAUGAACAAAAUUAACUGACAGCAAAUAUCAUUCAAA
Molecule: messenger RNA, 5481 nt
Organism: Anopheles stephensi (Asian malaria mosquito)
Lineage: Eukaryota; Metazoa; Arthropoda; Insecta; Diptera; Culicidae
Gene: Cand1
Product: cullin-associated NEDD8-dissociated protein 1
Exons: 8
Coding region: 602-4318 (1238 amino acids)
Biological process (GO): protein ubiquitination; SCF complex assembly
Cellular component (GO): nucleus
Source: RefSeq, a predicted model, not a curated record